Maudiozyma barnettii is the source of this 765-nucleotide messenger RNA. RefSeq names its product Nkp1p (gene NKP1). The record is from RefSeq and is a predicted model, not a curated record. Lineage: Eukaryota; Fungi; Ascomycota; Saccharomycetes; Saccharomycetales; Saccharomycetaceae. Bases 1 to 765 code for a protein of 254 amino acids. The transcript has a single exon.
AUGAAUACUAGAAAUUCCCAAAUAAAAGGCUCCACAUUCAAUCAAAUUUCCCAAUUAGUGGAAGAACAAUGUCAACAAAUAGAAGAAUGGAACAAUUCUAAAUUUGAUGAAGAUAAAAUACCCCUUGGAAUACAAGAAUUAAUUAAUCAAACAGUUCAUAAAGCCUUUAAUGAUAAAGUAAAUCGAGUUACGAAAGAUAUUCUCAUCACCAGAAUAUAUGAAUUAGAAAUUGCUUGGAAAAUACAACGAUUGAAAGAUGUCGCACGAUUCAUCGGAGAUAUACCGAAAUACUCCGUAGGGACAGAAAUUAAUAAGAAAUUAGAUACCCAAGAAUCGCUCGUUAGUCAAGGUGGGGUCAGUUUGACAAACUUGAUUGAUGAUAUAUAUAAGCUACCUGUCAUUGUUAGACGAGCUACAAUAGAGACGACUAAUGAUGCGGAAGAUAACGAGCAUCAUCUUUUAGAAGAAUACAACAAUGUUAGAACAUCUCUCAUAAAACAAUGUAUAUUGAUUGAAGUAAAUGAGGAGAAAUUAAAAAAUACAAAAGACAUCUCAAAUAAGGUAAAAUCCUUAGAGAGUGCGAUAAAGGAAACUUAUGGUCGUGAUUGCGAUUUAAAAGAAUAUUUACCAAAAUUUUUUCAAACAUUACAUGAGAGUCUCGAUGAAAUGAGAGAUUCAUUAGAACAAUUGGUUAAAUCAACCAAUACAUCUCCUGAAAAGAGGCAACAUAUUGAAAAGAUCCUUGCUGAGUUUAAUAACCAAUGA